AUGUAUGAGGAAAAUGCUACGUCAUUCCUGCUCCUGGGAGAGUAUGAUUCAUUAGCCGAACCAAACGUAUCUUCGUACGGCAUCUACCUGGAGGAUACGGACUCGAACCAAACGUAUAUGGGGAACUUUACCUGUCCCCCGACGGACAUGCCCACCACCUACUAUCUGUUCAUGUUCCUGUACGCGGUCGUUUGCCUGGUAGGCGUGCUGGGAAACACGCUCGUCAUCUAUGUGGUGCUGCGGUUUUCCAACAUGCAAACCGUCACCAACAUGUACAUAUUAAACCUUGCGAUCGCCGACGAAUGCUUCCUGAUCGGGAUACCGUUCCUGAUUGCGACCAUGCAUAUGAAGCGAUGGACACUGGGUGGUGCCAUGUGCAAGGCUUACAUGGUGAGCACAUCCGUCACACAGUUCACGUCAUCGAUUUUCCUGUUCAUCAUGUCCGCCGACCGGUACAUUGCCAUCUGCCACCACAUCUCGUCACCCAAGUACCGGACGCCGCUGGUAUCGCGCAUUGUAUCGCUGCUGGCGUGGCUUGCGUCCGCCCUGAUCAUGCUACCGAUCAUGAUCUACGCCGACGUGAUAGAGCAGAAACCAAACACCUACUCGUGCCAGAUACUGUGGCCCGAAACACACGGCCAUCUGCCCGGGUACACGUUUACCCUGUACUCGCUAAUACUGGGCUUCGUGAUUCCGCUCUGCUUCAUCAUGACCUUCUACUGUCUGGUGAUACGCAAGCUACGAAACGUGGGUCCCAAAACGACCGGAAAGUCUCGCGGUAAGCGACGCUCCCAUCGCAAGGUAACGAAACUGGUGCUUACCGUCAUCACCGUUUACAUCCUCUGCUGGCUACCCUACUGGAUAUCGCAGGUAGCGCUAAUCACAUCGGACUUCGAAACGUGCAGUACGAGGCUGGAUUUGAUACUGUUCCUACUGGUGGGCUGCCUCGGCUACAUCAACUCCGCCAUCAAUCCGAUCCUGUACGCAUAUCUGAGUGAGAACUUCAAGAAGAGCUUCCUGAAGGCUUGUACCUGUGCGGCCCGGGCCGAAGUGAACGCACAGCUGAAGCUAGAGAACAGCGUCAUGCCGAAACGGUCUCGCACCCGUACCAACUCCGACACGACACAGCUAACUACCGGGUCGAAGGUGCAGCACCGUUUGCUUGUGGAACCGACGACCACCGCCACCACUACUACGACGGCGGCUUCAUGUGUUUCGUCCCGAAAUCCUAGCCCUCCGCCGCCGCAGCCGCAGCGGACCAACCAUCUCCUGACCGUACCUGGCACGCCUGCCUGUGUAUCGACUAAUGGCAGCAGCAGCAACAAUACCUACACAAACCAUAAUAACAAUAAAACCGAUAUCAGUACCACCAACCCUGGCAAUGGCAAUCCCACCAGUGGCAAGAGUGACCAUUCGUCAGAUUCCUACACCACAAACGAAGGGUUGAGCCUUCCGUGUGGAAACGGUUUAGAGGAGCAGCUUGUCAAACUAACGUAA
This is a messenger RNA of Anopheles maculipalpis, 1497 nucleotides long. RefSeq names its product somatostatin receptor type 2-like. Lineage: Eukaryota; Metazoa; Arthropoda; Insecta; Diptera; Culicidae. Gene Ontology annotation, cellular component: membrane; neuron projection. The transcript has a single exon. Gene Ontology annotation, biological process: G protein-coupled receptor signaling pathway. The coding region runs from base 1 to 1497 and encodes 498 amino acids. The record is from RefSeq and is a predicted model, not a curated record. Gene Ontology annotation, molecular function: somatostatin receptor activity; peptide binding.